Molecule: messenger RNA, 640 nt
Organism: Patella vulgata (common limpet)
Lineage: Eukaryota; Metazoa; Mollusca; Gastropoda; Patellidae
Exons: 4
Coding region: 1-552 (183 amino acids)
Source: RefSeq, a predicted model, not a curated record
AUGGUGCUGGAACGCAUUAUGUUCUUAACAGUCCCCAAAAUGGAGGUAGAUAUGAUAACCAAAAGACCGUUAACGGCUAAUACACCUUAUUCAGUUUUAACAGACGAGCAGCUGAAAAACAUUAAACAGAAUCCCAGCACCUUUUUCAUGGGACCAGCUGUAAGAGAAGAAAUGAGUCAAGAGCGAAAAGAAACCGAAAAACCCAUAAAAGCUCGCUACGCCUACUCAAUGAAUAGUACGGUAGCCCGACCAGGAUAUCCUACUGAAAAGGCUUGCUAUAUAGGGGAACAAUUUAGUCGAUUUCCAGACGCCAAUCACGAUACGUGUAGACUAGGAGCAGGAGAAAGAUGGGGGCCACAAAAAGCUGGCUUACGAACAUUGCAACAUUUUGAAAAAGACCAUGACCCAAAUCGCCUGUUAAUGAUUGACAUGUACAGACGACCAAUCACCAAUCUUCCUGGUAAAAAUAUUAUGAAAUUUGGAAGAGCAGCAGACGGCUAUUACCAAGAGAGAUUUCCUGAUCGACUCACAACACGAUUUGAGACCUCUUGAUUGCCUAGAAAAAAUAUUUAUGUAUAAAAUUGUAAUUUGUUUGUUGUAUAUAAAUGGUGAAAAUAAAUUAAAUGUAUUUAUUAACAAA